Messenger RNA from Penicillium atrosanguineum, 1242 nucleotides. Its product is annotated as DUF3844 domain-containing protein. The transcript is spliced from 4 exons. NCBI's taxonomy places the organism in Eukaryota, Fungi, Ascomycota, Eurotiomycetes, Eurotiales, Aspergillaceae. The record is from RefSeq and is a predicted model, not a curated record. Bases 1 to 1242 code for a protein of 413 amino acids. Gene Ontology annotation, cellular component: endoplasmic reticulum.
AUGCGCUGGGUCUCCAAGCUCCUGGCCCUGGCGGCGACAGGUGCAUUGGGGACGAAUGCUCUGGAAACCUCAAUUUUCACCUUUCCUUCUGACGGUGAAGGCUACAAGAGCGCUGUUCCCGAGCAACAGAUUGUAUCGGAAGAUGUUGCCCGACUUAUCCUAGAGCUUCGCGGCCAUUCUUCUCUGGCAUCGGUCCUUGGUCAAGUGGAGACAGAUGCCGUUGGUCAUCUAAAUCAGUUUGCCGAUGCUCAAUCCACCCUUUUCGGUGGUUCUGAUAGCAAUGAGUCUCCCGGGAAAAGCAUCAUCUUCUUCGAGGGUGUUAAUCAGGAAGUCGGCCUGAGACUACGGAAGAAGCAGCCUCACAGCCUCAUAGUUCCUCAUAGUUCCUCAAAUCUGGCCGAUGAUUCACUAGAGUCUCUUGUGGAAAACGAUAGCAAUGGCAAACACUGCAUCUAUCUCAAGGAUGCCAAUGGGGUGGAUUCGAAUACUGCUCAGUCUGUCAAUGACUGUCUCCUCGUGGAUCCUGUUCUCGCUCAUGCAACUGGCUUGUUUGGCCCUAAUCUUCUCGACUUGAUCGGGUCAGUGGAAACUUGGGUCAGCAAAGAUCAACAGACAACCGCUUCAAGGCUUUCACUUAAGGCGAGCUCCAAUGAUGAUGUAUUCGUCAUCAAAUCUCUUCAAUCAAUCAUCCAGUAUCUGGCCAAGCAGUCCUCAUUGAGAAAUCGAGAAAUCACUGCUGUACUUCUACCUGACACUCAAGGAUCUCGAAACUCUGCGCAGAUCCUUAGGCGAGACUCGAGAGUCUUGUCUAGAUCAUCUGCAUCGGGUGCACAAGAUGCACUUCGGAGAUCUGCUCAAGACCUGCCCCUUCACUCGAAUCUUGCCCCUGUUUGUCAUGUCUCCAACUCAUCUUGUGCUGAAGCAACAAACAAUUGCUCUGGUCACGGGUCUUGCUAUCUGAAAUAUGGAUCUGGUGAGGAGGGAUCUACUGGCAACUGCUACGCGUGUCGAUGCCAGCAAACAGUGGUGCGGAAGAGUGAUGGCACCAUUCAGAAGAUCCAGUGGGGUGGACCUGCCUGUCAGAAGAAAGACAUUAGCUCACCUUUCUUCCUCAUUGCUGGUGUCAGCGUCUUGGCAAUUCUUAUGGUGGGUAGCGCUAUCGGUAUGCUCUUUAGCAUGGGGCAAGAGGAGCUCCCCAGUGUGAUAAGUGCUGGCGUUGGUGGAUCCAAGGCACAAUCAUAA